AUGUCUAGCUACAAAGAUGAUAUUGUUGGUGUGUCCACCUUUCUGAACCCUCUUGACCCUGUAUUGGUGGAGGUGGCCACUGACGGUGGGAGCGUUAUACAGGUCCAAGGAAACAAGACAGAUGAAGGAACCGCGACCUCGGUGGAGUCCCUGACCCAGACCACAGCUGGUGGAGACGAGACCACUGUUGGCUUCGAUCCGGAUAGUGCUCUUGUCACAACCGUGGUGACGUCAUCAGGAGUCACCAUGACGUUCACGUGGACUAAUGACAAAGUCUUCGUCACUGCUUCGGCACAGAACUCUAGUUUUGAGCUUAAUGUGCAGGUUCGCCUGGAGCCAGGUGACUCGUCACCCGGAUCAACCUUGCCUGAAGUGAACGGAACAGUAAGUGGGACUCCAACAGUGGCGAUGCAGAGUCUACGGCUGCCCGUCCUGGUUACUAGGUGUGGCCUACCCACAGACAACGUGGUUGUCAAGGCGUUUGGUUACAAAGGUUCAAACUUGACAUCAGCUACCGACGUUUCGUCCCUGGACCCGGACGUGGAGUACCGUGUUUUGCCGACAGAUGAAGCUGGACAGUUCGAGAUUGUCGUCCCGGCCAGCCCCGCGGUCUCUUCUCCAGAGGCGGCUCAGACCGUGUGCGACAGCGUCAGCCGGGUGGUCGGGGGCGUGUGCGCCGCUUUGCUGAACACGAGGCCUGCAACGGACGGCACCAUCUGUAACGAGGUCGCCAACGCAGCACAGUUCAUCACGACUCAAUCAGGCGCGGAAAGUACUCUGAUUCUGGCCGCUUGCAUGGGAGGCUUCGGCGCCGUGCAGACGUUCUGCAACGCUUUUGGCUAUAACACAACAGAGGAUGAAGCUAUUGCAUCGUCUAAUCUCUGUCAACAGGUGACCGGAACAGUCGACUCGUUUUCUCCGGAUCCGGUGCUUGUUGUCCCGAAGGCUGUCUUCUCAAAUGGCUUGGAAGUCUCCGUGCCGGGAGAGGUCGUGUCGCCAGGAAACACCGCCCAAACACUUCCUGUCUUCAGCAUCUCCAGCAUCGGUCAAGCCAUCUCCUCUGUUACCAUCACCCCGCGAGAUCCCUUACCUGAGGAGGACUACGUCGUGUAUGCACAGUUCGUCUGCACUGAUGCCACCACCGUGGUUACCAUGGCGAUUGUCGGGACAGAUGGGUAUACCAAACAAGUGCAGUGUACAGGCGCCAUCUCGGACUGUACCCUGUAUGUGCCCGGGGCAGCAGAGCUCGUGGUUGACCGCGUCACCAUCUCCAUCCACUCAGGUGGCCUGUUCGUUGUCUCCAUGGAGUACGUCAUCGUUUUCUGA
Messenger RNA from Branchiostoma belcheri (Belcher's lancelet), 1326 nucleotides. RefSeq lists its product as uncharacterized. The record is from RefSeq and is a predicted model, not a curated record. The transcript is spliced from 8 exons. The coding region runs from base 1 to 1326 and encodes 441 amino acids. NCBI's taxonomy places the organism in Eukaryota, Metazoa, Chordata, Leptocardii, Amphioxiformes, Branchiostomatidae.